GUGCUGAGUAAGGAAAGCGCAGUGUAGUGAUAACUCUGGGCUGGACGGCUUGUUUGGGGAUCUGAAUAUUCAGGACUGAAGACCCAAAGCUGCAGCUCUAACAGCUCCAGCAGCUCCAGCGCUGAGGAAUAAAAUACUGGGGUCAGUGGAGAACCACAAGAUAAAGACGAUGAUGUUGGUCUUCAAACCCCAGCUAUCAAUCUUUAUACUGAUCGGACUCUUCACUGGAAAAGUCCAACAAACUGCAGUGAGCAGAAGAGGAGCUGCUGAUGAGAGCGGAGAGCUGUGGCGUCUCCACGAGGGCGUGUCUUAUUUGUUCGGGGAGGCUGAAGGGAGCUGCACUGAGGCCCUGAACUUCUGCCAGGAAAGAGGCGCCACAAUCGCCGUCAUAACAACCACAAACAAGGACUGGAUCGAGUCUCAGGCAGAGGGGAGGAAGCUGUGGAUGAACAUGCUUCAGGAUGAUCUUGUGACUGGACUUUCCACUAUGUCCGUCCAUCGGUGUCCAGAGCGGCAGAGCUCUGAUCCCGUACAUCUAAACUCCACAGAGAAACGAGGCUGUGUGUGUGAAAGAAGACGAGAGGAAUCACCUUCUAAAGUUCGUCAUCUGCUUGUCAGAGCUGCUUCAUUCGAUGGUGAAGAUGAUGAACAUUUUGAAGGAAAUGAAUAUUAUAAUUCUUCAUAUACAUAUGAUUAUUAUUCAGAAGAUUUGUUAAUAGACCCCACUGUUAAUGCAGCGCCUGUUCUCUCUGUGAAGAUCUACAUUAUUACAGUCUCUGUUCUGGCUUCACUGCGUCCACUGAACUUUUGACCCUCCUCUGAGUUUGUGGAGAUCUGACUCUGUCUGUCUUGUUUUAGUGGAUACUAACCAAUAUGGCAAUAAUUAAAGGGGAAGUCCACCGAUUUUUCAAAAUUUCUCCUUAGUUCAGUGUGUGAGAU
Colossoma macropomum (tambaqui) is the source of this 939-nucleotide messenger RNA. RefSeq lists its product as uncharacterized. The record is from RefSeq and is a predicted model, not a curated record. The transcript is spliced from 6 exons. Bases 170 to 811 code for a protein of 213 amino acids. Lineage: Eukaryota; Metazoa; Chordata; Actinopteri; Characiformes; Serrasalmidae.